Messenger RNA from Drosophila ficusphila, 802 nucleotides. RefSeq names its product 60S ribosomal protein L15 (gene RpL15). The transcript has 2 exons. Bases 108 to 722 code for a protein of 204 amino acids. Gene Ontology annotation, cellular component: ribosome; cytosolic large ribosomal subunit. The record is from RefSeq and is a predicted model, not a curated record. Gene Ontology annotation, biological process: cytoplasmic translation. Gene Ontology annotation, molecular function: structural constituent of ribosome; RNA binding. NCBI's taxonomy places the organism in Eukaryota, Metazoa, Arthropoda, Insecta, Diptera, Drosophilidae.
AUGUCUUUUAUUGGAAUAAGUUUUCAAUGGAAAGAGUUGAUGGACCGAUGAUGUGACGGUUACUAAAUAACGAAUGCAUUUGUUACUAGGUCUAUCAAUUUGCAAAGAUGGGGGCCUACCGGUACAUGCAGGAACUGUAUAGGAAGAAACAGAGCGAUGUUAUGCGAUACUUGUUGCGUAUUCGCGUUUGGCAGUACCGCCAAUUAACCAAACUGCACCGUUCUCCCAGGCCCACUCGUCCAGACAAGGCAAGACGUUUGGGAUACCGCGCAAAACAAGGCUUUGUUAUUUAUAGGAUUCGUGUGCGCCGAGGGGGCCGCAAGCGUCCGGUGCCCAAGGGCUGCACUUACGGAAAGCCUAAAAGUCAUGGUGUUAACCAAUUGAAGCCCUAUCGUGGACUACAAUCGAUUGCUGAGGAACGUGUUGGCCGUAGACUUGGUGGGUUGCGAGUUUUAAACUCGUAUUGGAUUGCCCAAGAUGCUUCUUAUAAGUACUUUGAGGUAAUCUUGAUCGAUACUCAUCACAGUGCUAUUCGUCGCGAUCCAAAAAUCAACUGGAUUUGCAAGCAUGUCCACAAGCAUCGUGAACUGCGUGGUCUUACUUCAGCCGGAAAGAGUUCGCGGGGAAUUGGAAAAGGAUACAGAUAUUCCCAAACAAUUGGUGGAUCUAGGCGUGCGGCCUGGAAGCGCAAGAACCGUGAACACAUGCACAGGAAGCGAUAAUUUGUAAAAGUCCUUAUUAUCAAUGAAAUAAACCAUUUUGUGCAUUUUGUUCAAAAAUGUUCACGGUCAGAUCAUAUGUA